CAAAAUGGACUACAGGACAGCACUUGUGUUUGUCACAUACUGGACAGGUGUCUUUGCUCAGACUCUGACUGAAUCUGGUCCAACUGUGAAAAGACCAGGAGAGUCCCACAGACUGACCUGUACAACAUCUGGGUUCACAUUUAGCAGCCUUUACAUGAAUUGGAUCAGACAGGCUCCUGGGAAGGGGCUGCAGUGGCUGGCUCACAUUAACCCCAGUGCAGGCACUGCUUACUCUGAGUCAGUGAAAAGCAGGUUCACUAUCUCCAGAGACAACAGCAGAAACCAGCUGUAUCUGCAGAUGAACAACCUCCAGACUGAGGACACGGCUGUGUACUACUGUGCCCGAGAUAGUGGCAGCAGCUACUGGUACUUUGACUAUUGGGGAAAAGGAACCAUGGUAACCGUCACAUCAGCGACCCCAACGGCCCCCACGGUCUUCCCGGUCAUACCAUGCAGCUCUGGGUCCGGGGACAUGGUGACACUGGCUUGCCUGGCCUCUGGCUUUUCCCCAUCAUCUGUGAGCUUCUCGUGGACUCGAAAUGGUACCGCCGUCGCCGACUCCAUCCAGUAUCCAUCUGUACUCAAAGACAAUCUCUACUCCGGAGUCAGCCAGAUCCGGAUUAAAAGAGACGAGUGGGAACAGCGGCAGGCCUUUUACAAAUGCAAAGUGGACCACGCGGCUGGAACUAAAGAAGUGGAUUUUGCCAAGCCAAAGCGACAAGUCCUUUCUCCAAACAUCACACUGUACCUGUCAUGGGAGGGAGACUGGGACUCCCAAGUCAAACUCACGUGCCUGGUGAGUGGCUUCUACCCGGACACUCUGAAAGUGAGCUGGACCAGAGACAACCAUCCCUUUCUGGACUCAACACCCAUCGAGAAUAAGUUCAAAAGCCCCAAUGGGGGCAAGAGCUUCACCCUGAGCAGCCAGAUCGAGCCAAACAUGACUGAGUGGGAGAAUGGAUCCAACUUUACAUGCGUGGCGCUCCACGAGAAGACGACUUACAGCAAGUCCAUCAAUAUCUGUAAAAUGACACCAAAAAUGCCCCCUGCCGUUGACUUGGAGACUCCCAGUUUCCAAACCGUAAUGACUGCAGAGUCCAGAGUAAAUGCCACCUGCACAGUGCGCAGUGUGGCCAGGACCUCUGUGACUUGGCUCCUGUAUCCUGAGUUCUCUGCUCCUCAGAUCAUUAAAGAAUCCAACAGCACCCAUAUCAUCAGCAAACUGACCCUGUCCCCUUCCCAGUGGGAAACACUGUUCUUGCUCACCUGCAAAGCUGAACAUGCUUGCCUUCCCCCCACAGAGAAGAGCAUUAACAUUUCAGAACCUCCAGCUUCUGAUCCAGUGGUGUCCAUCAGGAGGUCUCUGCCAGAUUUGUUGAAGGGCGACAGAGCUGUGCUGGAGUGUGACAUCACCAGCGUGUCCUCCACUGACUUCUAUGUGACCUUUCAGUCCAAUGAUGUUGAUAUUUCCUCUAAAGACUUUGUCCAACUCCCUAAGGGCUCUGGUCUCCAUUCGAUCAGCAGAAGAUUUUCUGUCCCUAAAGACCAAUGGAAAAAUGACCAAAAUUUCAGCUGCAGAGUGAGCUAUGGCUUCUCCACCAACUUCACCUCUACACCCACAGGAAGCAUCUUUGUGGAGCCUUCAGUCAAGCUUCUUUUGGCGAGUGACGAGUCAGGAAAGCAGACGCUCUUUUGCACAGCAUGGGGAUUUGACCCGCACAUUCAAUGGCUCUCUGGGUCUCAGAGAAUCUCUAGUGGAUCAAAUGACUCCAUCAGUGUGAACGCAGAGGGACGUGUGGUGGUGAGCAGUCAGCUGCAAGUGUCUCAAGCAGAAUGGAAAACUGGACAGGUCUACACCUGUCAAGUGUCUGACAAGUCUCUGGACAAAACAACAACACUCAAAGAGGACAUCAGUGUAUGUGCAGUGGCAGCACAUUUGAAGGCCUCUCCUGUGGUUCUGGUGGAGCUCCCUUCGUUCCAGACCGUGAUGACCUCUUCCUCUAAUGUGACAGCCAUCUGCUCAGUGUGCACUGUGUUUGACGCCACAGUCUCCUGGUGGAUGGGUAAUACUCGUGCAGAGAGUCACUCAGUGAGGCAGUACAUGAACUCCAGUCAUAUCAUCAGUGAGCUCACACUUCCCCCAAGUCAAUGGAAAACACUGAGUGAUGUGUCCUGCAAAGCAGAGCAUGCGUGUUUCCCCACCACAAAGAAGACUGGCCAUGUGGCAGCUCCUCCAGGCACUUCUCCAGUGGUGUCCAUCAGGAGGUCUCUGCCAGAUUUGUUGAAGGGCGACAGAGCUGUGCUGGAGUGUGACAUCACCAGCGUGUCCUCCGCUGACUUCUAUGUGACCUUUCAGUCCAAUGAUGUUGAUAUUUCCUCUAAAGACUUUGUCCAACUCCCUAAGGGCUCUGGUCUCCAUUCGAUCAGCAGAAGAUUUUCUGUCCCUAAAGACCAAUGGAAAAACAACCAAAAUUUCAGCUGCAGAGUGAGCUAUGGCUUCUCCACCAACUUCACCUCCACACUCACAGGAAGCAUCUUUGUGGAGCCUUCAGUCAAGCUUCUUUUGGCGAGUGACGAGUCAGGAAAGCAGACGCUCUUUUGCACAGCAUGGGGAUUUGACCCGCACAUUCAAUGGCUCUCUGGGUCUCAGAGAAUCUCUAGUGGAUCAAAUGACUCCAUCAGUGUGAACGCAGAGGGACGUGUGGUGGUGAGCAGUCAGCUGCAAGUGUCUCAAGCAGAAUGGAAAACUGGACAGGUCUACACCUGUCAAGUGUCUGACAAGUCUCUGGACAAAACAACAACACUCAAAGAGGACAUCAGUGUAUGUGCAGUGGCAGCACAUUUGAAGGCCUCUCCUGUGGUUCUGGUGGAGCUCCCUUCGUUCCAGACCGUGAUGACCUCUUCCUCUAAUGUGACAGCCAUCUGCUCAGUGUGCACUGUGUUUGACGCCACAGUCUCCUGGUGGAUGGGUAAUACUCGUGCAGAGAGUCACUCAGUGAGGCAGUACAUGAACUCCAGUCAUAUCAUCAGUGAGCUCACACUUCCCCCAAGUCAAUGGAAAACACUGAGUGAUGUGUCCUGCAAAGCAGAGCAUGCGUGUUUCCCCACCACAAAGAAGACUGGCCAUGUGGCAGCUCCUCCAGGCACUUCUCCAGUGGUGUCCAUCAGGAGGUCUCUGCCAGAUUUGUUGAAGGGCGACAGAGCUGUGCUGGAGUGUGACAUCACCAGCGUGUCCUCCGCUGACUUCUAUGUGACCUUUCAGUCCAAUGAUGUUGAUAUUUCCUCUAAAGACUUUGUCCAACUCCCUAAGGGCUCUGGUCUCCAUUCGAUCAGCAGAAGAUUUUCUGUCCCUAAAGACCAAUGGAAAAACAACCAAAAUUUCAGCUGCAGAGUGAGCUAUGGCUUCUCCACCAACUUCACCUCCACACUCACAGGAAGCAUCUUUGUGGAGCCUUCAGUCAAGCUUCUUUUGGCGAGUGACGAGUCAGGAAAGCAGACGCUCUUGUGCACAGCAUGGGGAUUUGACCCGCACAUUCAAUGGCUCUCUGGGUCUCAGAGAAUCUCUAGUGGAUCAAAUGACUCCAUCAGUGUGAACGCAGAGGGACGUGUGGUGGUGAGCAGUCAGCUGCAAGUGUCUCAAGCAGAAUGGAAAACUGGACAGGUCUACACCUGUCAAGUGUCUGACAAGUCUCUGGGCAAAACAGUCAAGGAGAACAUCAGUGUAUGUGCAGUCACUCCACUGGCAUCUAAGACUGUUGGUAUAUAUAUCCAGGGUCCUCCACUGGAAGAGCGUCAGAGCACUGCUCCCAGGUUGAACGUCUCUUGCCUUCUGGUUGGGCCCUCACUGGACAGUUUCUCAGUGACUUGGAAAGUCGAUGAGCAGAUUGAGUCUGGAGGUGUUCAUACCAAGGCCCCAGUGCUUCACAGUAAUGGUACUCAGACCCUAGAGAGCCAAUUGAGUUUGCCAGCACAGGACUGGAACACCCACAAGCUAGUGACCUGUGAGGCAAAGCAUCUGUGCUCCAACCUCGUCUUCAAGGCACACACAAACAAGAGCAAAGUGCAACUUCCACCAACUGUAACACUGACCUAUCCCAGCCUCCAUGAGCGAUCCCUUUUGGACCCUAUGUUCCUGGACUGUCUUGUCUCUGGAUUCUACCCCCCGGAGGUCCGUAUUUUCUGGGAGAAGAACGGUAUCAGGAUUCCACCUUCCAGCCAAACCAACGCACCGGUUUGGCAAGACAAAGAUGGCGUCACGUAUUGUACAAGUAGUCGUCUGAAUAUAUCCAACACUUUAGAUGACAAUUCCACUUACGCUUGUGUUGUGAGGCAUGAAUCUUCAGCGGCACCGUUCACGGAGACCAUAGGACCUGUUUUUGCAUCAGUUACUCCCACCAUGCCUUCCGCCGUGUUGCUACGUGGUGAUAAUGAACUAGUUUGCCUGGUGAGCGGCUUCAAUCCGGCGCAGGUAAACAUCUCUUGGUUUCUGGAUAACUCCACUCAGCUCCACGACCACAAAACCAGCGAGGUUCUCCAGGGCCCAGACAGAAAAUUCAGCAUCCAAAGUCGACUCCGUCUGACCCUCACAGACAUGCUUCCAGGGGCCCGCUACACCUGCAGAGUCACUCAUGUCACUGCGACCAUAGAUGUCCAUGUCAUGCAGAAAGGUGAUACAGAUAACAUAGAGAACUGUAACUUCCUGGACUACCUCCUGCACACGGACUUGGAGCAGGACCCUGGUGUGGAGCUGGUACUUGGCCUGUGCGUUUUUGCUGUGUUUCUUCCUGUCUGCGGCCUACUGUGUGGGGGCCACUCUAUUCAAGACUAAAUGAAGAGGAGAUACAGGAAACACUUCUGAAGUCAUGUUGGAGUUCAAUUUCAUGUUUUAAUUUUGUUGUCUUCCUAUGACUUGGGCUUCUGUAAAAUAAAAACAAUAAAUCUAGAUAUUA
This is a messenger RNA of Boleophthalmus pectinirostris (great blue-spotted mudskipper), 4949 nucleotides long. RefSeq names its product immunoglobulin heavy constant delta (gene ighd). The transcript has 20 exons. NCBI's taxonomy places the organism in Eukaryota, Metazoa, Chordata, Actinopteri, Gobiiformes, Gobiidae. The coding region runs from base 5 to 4828 and encodes 1607 amino acids. The record is from RefSeq and is a predicted model, not a curated record.